Molecule: messenger RNA, 1347 nt
Organism: Bemisia tabaci
Lineage: Eukaryota; Metazoa; Arthropoda; Insecta; Hemiptera; Aleyrodidae
Source: RefSeq, a predicted model, not a curated record
AUGAACGAUAGCGUGGUGAAGGUUGAAGAAACCGGCCCGAGGGAAGAGAGAAAAAAGAAACGCCCAGGUAAGCGCUCGAAGGCAGAACACAUUACUCCGGUGAAUAUUGGCUAUGUCAGCGAGGACUCCACUCCGUGGCAGGUGCAACAGCCUACGCAGCCACGAUCACCCUCUCCGAAGAAGCCAUCUCCGGGGCGCCCAGCAACUACACUUCGAAGGCCUAGCUACGAAUGGUCACGAACAUUAAGUGCUUCGCGACCGCCGACGGAAGAGGAACUGGCGGCUCAGGAACGCAGUGAGCGUGAAGCUACAGAGCAGAGGAACCGGCUCUUGGCUAGCCUGUGGAAUCAGAAUAAGGGACAAUCUUCCAAAGAGCCAAGUCAAAAGCGUCCAUCUUCGCCCAAGCAGUCUGGCCCGAGACCCUUCGACCCCCAAGAAGUGGCAAAAGAUGGCAGAGGCAAAGUUGUCUACGCGACAUCGCUGAAUGAUCCCCGGGCGCGGGGUCUUGCGCAAGGAAUCCCUCAGAACACCAGCGUAACAGCCACAGCCAAAUGGUUUGCAUCAAUAAAGGGCCUGGAUGACAGCGUCGUCGACGACACCCACGACACCGAUGAAGACAAAAAGAAACCCCUGAAACUUUUUCAACCGAAGAAGUCAAUGUAUAGAGACGAUCGCCCACCUUCACCUCAUCCGCAAGCUAAAGGACUACGUGAAAAAAACAAGGCAUAUAUGGACAGGAUCAUGGACAAUAGUCUCGUCGAAAAAGCAUUACGUCAUUUAGGGCGGAGCGGAAGUGAACCAAAACAGGAGGACAUCGAUGAUUAUGUCUUUCGCAAAAAAAGCUUGGACCGUAGCAGUCGCCAACACAGUUUCGACAGCAGCGAUGAUGAAUCGGACAAGGAUCUAGCUAUUCUCUCCGGUAAUGAAAGUGACCCUUCGGCGAGGUCACCGAGGUCACCCGAUCGUCGGCGACCGAGAUCCCCAGAGAAGAACCGCUCACCCAAGCAAGCGCGGCCGAGGUCUCCAGAGACGAAGCCUCCCGAGCGGGACCAGUCACGAUCUCCACAGCGUUUAAAUCCAGCCAAUGAGAAGCGAGAUCGUGCCCGGCUGAAUCUUGAUUGGAGAUGGAUGCGUUCGCAGAGCGGAGUCAGGGAUCAAAAGCGCCAAUCCGAGGGAGCCAAUCAGCAGCCGAGUGAGCAGAAGCCCCCGUCUUCAGGCCCGACGGGCGGUCGCCAAAAACCUUUCCACCCCAGUGAAUUGGGUCUCGGAGGCCGGACUUUCUACUAUGAAUCGGCAGAUCAGGUCCCGCCCGCGUGGAAAGAUCGAUCAGGCUCUGCGUCUGGGUAA